This is a messenger RNA of Cercopithifilaria johnstoni, 210 nucleotides long. The record is from the annotation of a GenBank genome assembly. NCBI's taxonomy places the organism in Eukaryota, Metazoa, Nematoda, Chromadorea, Rhabditida, Onchocercidae.
AUGAAUGUAAUUUGGGACCACGCACUUGGUGGUAUCAAUUACUCUAUUACUGAAAUCGGUGGACCGCAAUGUGUUGAGUUCUUACCGUUAUGGCAAAGAGUAGCAGAAACACUUGUAUUGGUGCCACUUGGUAUCUAUGGAAUAAUUAUUUCAUCAAGAAACCUCGAAGUAUUAUCAGUAAUAAUGCUGAGCUACUCAGCAUCAUUUUAA